Molecule: messenger RNA, 1053 nt
Organism: Pediculus humanus corporis (human body louse)
Lineage: Eukaryota; Metazoa; Arthropoda; Insecta; Psocodea; Pediculidae
Product: Dimethyladenosine transferase, putative
Exons: 5
Coding region: 1-1053 (350 amino acids)
Biological process (GO): transcription initiation at mitochondrial promoter; rRNA methylation
Cellular component (GO): mitochondrial matrix
Molecular function (GO): rRNA (adenine-N6,N6-)-dimethyltransferase activity; mitochondrial transcription factor activity
Source: RefSeq, a predicted model, not a curated record
AUGUCUGUAACCAUUUCACCCUUACCGACAAUUAGAGAGCUUCUUAAAUUAUAUCAAGUUCACGCAUUGAAAAGAUUAUCUCAAAAUUUCCUAUUAAAUUUAAGAAUCACUGAUAGAAUUGUUAAAGCAGCUGGAAAAAUAAAAGAUGGAGAAGUUUGCGAAGUGGGACCAGGUCCAGGUGCCAUAACGAGAUCAAUACUAAUGAGAAAUCCUCAAAAAGUUGUAGUCAUUGAAAAAGAUCAAAGAUUCGAACCAAUGCUUGAGAAUUUGGAAACGAGUAGUUAUUGUGAUUUUAAAAUCAUUUAUGCCGACAUUAUGGAUUACGAUCUGAGUAAAUUAUUCGACGAAUCGUUAAAAAAAAAUUGGAAUGACGUCACACCAAAUAUUCACUUAAUAGGUAAUUUACCAUUUAAUGUAUCGACACCGUUAAUCGUAAGAUGGUUGAAUGACAUAUCACUGAGGAGAAACGCUUGGUCACUCGGAAGAGUCAAAAUGACUUUGACGUUUCAAGAAGAGGUUGCCGAAAGGAUAAUCGGGAUUCCGGGAAGUAAAAAUCGAUGUCGUUUGUCGGUCAUGUGUCAAAAUUGGUGCGACGUACAUUUAAAAUUCAAAAUACCCGGAACGGCUUUUCUUCCCAAGCCGAAAGUCGACGUCGGCGUCGUACAUUUCGAACCUUUGAUCGAACCUUUUAUUAAAAUGGAUUUUGAAAUCGUUGAAAAAGUUUUGAGAAUAAUGUUCAACUACCGACAGAAAUAUUGCAAUCGAGCCGUGGCAAAUUUAUUCCCGAAAGAAUUGUCGGAUAAAUUAUCCGUUGAAUUAUUUCAACGUUCGGAAUUAAAUCCGAAAUUAAGAUCCUAUCAAAUGACGAUGGACGAUUGGAACAGGCUUUGUCUCGCUUAUAAAUUCAUUUGCGACAGAGAUCCGAGAUUGUAUUCUUACGAUCAUAGGGGACCUAAAAAUUCGAGAGAAUUCAAUUGGAAAAAUUCCGAAGAGGAUAGAAAAAAAGAAAAGAUUCGGGGUCGGUGGAAACGGAAAUACACGACGAUGUCUUAG